CUCCAGGCGCGGAAGCAAGAGAGAAGGACAGAGGGACAGAGGCUCCGAGAGGCAGCGCCGCCCCACGCGCUCGGCGCCGCGAGGAGGUCGGACCUCGGGGCCCCCGCGCUGCCGGCGGCGCCUGGGUUCGCGCUGCAGAGCUGAGGCAGUGUCUGCGCGCCGCACGCCGGGUUUGCCUCUCCCGAGCUUCGGCACCCGCCGGAGCUGCUCGUGCGUCCGCCACCUGUCUCGCCACCAGCUCUGUCCUCGGCCCUGGCCUCUCACGGCAGCAGGUGCUCCAGAGGGCAACGAGGAAAGCCGCGGCCGCGGCCCACCGGGCAGGGCACGCGGGGCGCACGGCUCGGCGCCGGCCCAUGAAGCUUCCCGGCGUGGGGAGCGGCAGCGCCGGCCGGCCAUGGGGGGAAGCCUGCGGGUGGCCGUUCUGGGCGCCCCGGGCGUGGGCAAGACGGCCAUUAUCCGCCAGUUCCUGUUCGGUGACUACCCUGAGCGCCACCGGCCCACCGAAGGGCCGCGCCUCUACCGGCCUGCAGUGCUGCUCGACGGCGCGGUCUACGACCUGAGCAUCCGCGACGGCGACGUCGCUGGCCCUAGCCCAAGCCCGGGGGGUCUUGAGGAGUGGACAGACACUAAGGAUUGGAGCUUGCAGGACACGGACGCCUUUGUGCUGGUCUAUGACAUCUGCAGCCCGGAUAGUUUCGAUUACGUGAAGGCCCUGCGGCAGCGUAUCGCCGAGACCAGGCCGGCGGGCGCGCCCGAAGCGCCCAUCCUCGUGGUAGGAAACAAGCGGGACCGGCAGCGGCUGCGCUUUGGACCGCGACGCGCGCUGGCAGCCCUGGUGCGCAGGGGCUGGCGCUGCGGCUACCUGGAGUGCUCAGCCAAGUACAACUGGCACGUGCUGCGCCUCUUCCGCGAGCUGCUGCGCUGCGCUCUGGUACGUGCGCGCCCUGCACACCCGGCCCUACGUCUGCAGGGGGCGCUGCACCCUGCGCGCUGCACCCUCAUGUGAUUAGAUAAGACGCCGCAGCCGAUGGGUCUUGAUUUUGACUGGAAGAGCCAGGGACCUGGAUUGGAGAGAUCGCUCAACUUCACUUGGACCAGACAGGGCAAAGUCUCCGUCCUGACUGGCUGAGGAAAGUCCCCACCCAAUCUCCCAUGCAGCGGGCCUCCCUUUGAACUUCUUUGUACCCAGCCAGGUACCCAAGCCCCAUUGAACUCAGUCCUUUUAGGGACCUCAUUAGGCGGGCCCACUGGAUGGAAAGGACUUGGCCAUGAAUCUGAUUGACAGCUCUCAGACUGCUCCUGGAGCUUCAUUGGACAUAUUCUUUAUGCCAUACCUCCUGCGAGGUAAUAAAAG
This is a messenger RNA of Otolemur garnettii (small-eared galago), 1354 nucleotides long. RefSeq names its product RAS like family 10 member A (gene RASL10A). The transcript has 3 exons. Gene Ontology annotation, molecular function: GTP binding; GTPase activity. NCBI's taxonomy places the organism in Eukaryota, Metazoa, Chordata, Mammalia, Primates, Galagidae. Bases 395 to 1006 code for a protein of 203 amino acids. The record is from RefSeq and is a predicted model, not a curated record.